AUGACCAGUCUUAUAACGUUUGGCUAUCCCAGCGAUACUGUUGUCUUGGCAUAUCGUCAUCGAGAGCUGUGCUCAAACAAGGAUAUUAAGAGAGACCCGCUGAAUAUCAGGAUACCUUGCACCGACAUCCCGAAAACUCAACAAAGUCGUCAGUGUCUGGACGAUAUGCGUUGUACGCCAUAUGUCAAUGUUCUUGAUACUCAUGAGUGUCAUCCAUCAGUAACAAUAUUCAAUACAAUUCUUCUUCGCAAAAAUAAUAUUUACUCUGCACAUGCCCUCUGUUACAACCUGUCCAAGGCACCGAGUGAGUUGCAGUAA
Fusarium graminearum PH-1 is the source of this 318-nucleotide messenger RNA. RefSeq lists its product as uncharacterized. Lineage: Eukaryota; Fungi; Ascomycota; Sordariomycetes; Hypocreales; Nectriaceae. The coding region runs from base 1 to 318 and encodes 105 amino acids. The record is from RefSeq and is a predicted model, not a curated record. The transcript is spliced from 2 exons.